Molecule: messenger RNA, 1797 nt
Organism: Magallana angulata
Lineage: Eukaryota; Metazoa; Mollusca; Bivalvia; Ostreida; Ostreidae
Exons: 2
Coding region: 259-1209 (316 amino acids)
Source: RefSeq, a predicted model, not a curated record
GUUUAUCAAAUAUGGAUAAACCCUGUUAUUUCAUGCAGUUAAGCAUAUUGUUUGGGGCAAGAACUAUAACUCUAGUAAUGUUAAUUCAAGGGCAAUAACUCUACACUUCCUGGUCUUGGAGCGUGCGCGUUAAGCUCUUCCUUUUAUAUUCAACUGUUCCCUGAGUCGGUCACAAAAAAUCAACUAGAGAAAUAAUCAAGUUUUAUCGUAUUAAUCGGCGAGUUUUAUUACUUUAUACCGGCAUAUUAUUUCAAUAUCAUGCUGAGGGUAAGGAACCAAAGGGCAUCUAAGGCGAGAAGCCCAUACGCAGCCGUGCCAAAUGGAACAAAUACAGUUGCCUCGAGUAGUGUAUUGGCACGAGGUCGUCGCGGAAAUCGUCGAGGAGGUCAAGUGAGACAGCCCGUUGCAAACAUCUCCAAUAUUAAUGCUCCUCCGACACAAGCGACUCCUCCAACACCUGCGGCUCCGACGACACCAGCGACACAGGCGUCAACUGAAGCAGGCCAGGGAAUGUCACGGAGCGGGAUGAUUGGGAUGAUUCCUCACAACAUGCCGCCCAUAGUUAAUCCCACCCCUGACGCACCAAGUGCGUUGUCAUCACAUGUUCCCACCAACAUGAAUCAAGAUUCAGUUUGGAUCAUUGGCUCAUCUAUUAUUCAUUGGGCACAGAAAUAUGCAGAGACCACAAAUCAGUUAAACCUUGGAUUAAACCACUUUACCAUUAAUUGGAAUGGUAGAAGGGGAAUGGUUUGGGAGUACUUGUAUACAACUGUGUCAAGUAUGUUAAUAGCUAAUAAACAACCAACUAUUUUGAUAAUUCACUGCGGGGGUAAUAAUAUUGGGGACCCUCAAAAUACCCUAAAAGGUAUUCAAAAAUUCAUGAAACUAACUUUAUCUCAAAUAGCAGACCUCUUGCCAAACACUCUCAUUGUAUGGUCACAUAUAUUACCUAGAAGUAAUUGGAGGCAGUCUUUAUCAACCAUUGAAGGUGAAAACUCUAGGCGUAGAAUAAAUAGUGCCAUUGCAACAUUUGUUUUGAAAAAGCUUAAUGGUGCAUCUAUCAAAUAUCCAGAUAUCCAGAUAACUCAAAAGCGAUUAUUAAGAUUAGAUGGUGUGCAUUUGUCAGAUCUGGGUAACAAUAUAUACAUAAAUUCCCUGAAAAAUGCUAUUGUGCAGUUUGUGACAUCUUCCUCUCGCACCUAUCCUUAAAAUACUAGCUGAUAUAUCUGUGGCAAGUCAUGGUCCGUUUAAUUAUCUAUCUUAUUAUAUAUCAUAUACAUAUAUCUGAAUCUAGAAUGUCCAAGUAUAGACAUUCUUAUGUAUCAUAUCUACAGGUGUCAUUGUUGUCAAAAUUGCCGCCUGGUAUUGGCGGAUGGUUCACGUGACAGUGUCCGUGAUCCAUUUGGCAUAAUUUUGAUUAGAAUACUGUCUCCGUGGGGCACUGUUUUUUCCAGGCUCCUCGGGUCAAGAGAGUAUUUCUAAUAUUGUAUAUUACAUAUAUAUAUUUGAUAUAUGCUGCCAUAUUGUUUGAACGGCGCAUGUCGAGUUCAAUGUACAUGUAUGAAAUCUAUCUGAUGUACAUGUACUAUAUAUCUGACUGAUAUCUAUCUGAUAUUCAUGUACUUAUCUAAUUUUUGCACAUUUGAUUAAACGGCCAUGACAACUACGCCAAACAAACAAAAGUCUAUUUAGUUUUGUAUAUACAUCAAGGUAAAUAUCUGAAUCAUAAUUGUCUGUUGUUAUGAAAUUGGUAUUAGCUAGAAACAUAAAAAGCAUAUCUAUUUGGGCAAAGGUCAU